UUGGUUUUGUUCCUGCAAGAACGAGGGAGAUCAGAGCUGCCAUGGAAAAGACUUACUCUCUGACUGCGCACUACGACGACUUCCAGGAGGUGAAGUACGGCAGCAGGUACAGCAGCGGGACCCUGAGCAACGGGCUGAGCCUGCACCUGGGGGGCGGGGUCGACAGGGGCGGGCGGGGCCGGGGAGGGGCUGCACGCGGCAAGGAGCAGGGCGGGGGCCUGCCGCGGUGGAGCCGGAGGGAGGUGUGCCUGCUGUCGGGCCUGGUGUUCACCGCGGGGAUGUGUGUGAUCCUGGGCAGCAUGCUGGUGCUCAAGUACCUGUCCCUGGAGCAGGAGGGCCACUGCCAAGAGGACUGCCAGCGCAAGAAGGCCCUGCUCAAGGCCUCCCGCUUCAUCUCCGGCAACAUCGACCCCACCAUCGACCCCUGCGCGGACUUCUACUCCUUCGCCUGCGGGGGCUGGCUGCGUCGCCACGGGAUACCGGAGGACAAGCUGAGCUACGGCAUCAUCACCGCCAUCGGCGAGCACAACGAGGAGAAGCUGCGGCGCCUCCUGCUGCAGCCCGUGCGCCGGCGCGGCCUGGACUCCGCCGAGCGCAAGGUGAAGGAGUUCUACCGCUCCUGCAUGGACCUGCAGGAGAUCGACCGGCUGGGAUCGGGGCCCAUGACCGAGGUCAUCGAGAGCUGCGGGGGAUGGGACCUGGCGGGAGCGCCCCCUGGGGGUGCCGGCUGGGAGAGCAGCGGGGGCCCCCAGCGCCCGGACUUCAACGAGCUGCUGUACAGGACCCAGGGCGAGUACAGCACUGCGGUCUUCUUCUCUCUCACUGUCAAUGUGGACGACAAGAACUCCUCCCGCAACGCCAUCAGGAUCGACCAGGAGGGUCUAACGUUACCUGAGAGAACUCUCUACCUGGGACAGGAUGAAGACAGUGUGAAGAUCCUGGCAGCAUACAAGGCCCUAAUGGAGAGGCUGCUGAGCAUGCUGGGAGCGCACAAUGCCACUCAGAAAUCCCGUGAGAUUCUGGAGCUGGAGACUCGCCUGGCCAAUAUAACUGCGUCAGAGUUCGAUGAACAGAGGAAAGACAUCAGCACCAUGUACAACCGCAUCACCCUCGGCCAGCUGCAGAGCAUCGCUCCCAGUCUCCACUGGAAGCGCCUGCUGGACCGAAUCUUCCACGAUAACUUUUCGGAGGAUGAGGAGAUCGUGGUGCUGGCCACAGACUACAUGCAGAAGGUCUCUGACAUCAUCAAAACCACCUCCAAAAGGGUCCUUCACAACUACAUGCUGUGGCGGAUCGUGGCGGCGCUGAGUGAGCACCUGUCCACCGCCUUCCGCAGCACCAUCCACGAGUUUUCGCGGGAGAUCGAUGGGACCGAGCGGCAGCUGGAGCUGGGCCGGCUCUGCCUCACUCAGGCCAACAAGCACUUCGGCAUGGCCCUGGGGGCACUGUUCGUGCAGGAGCACUUCUCUUCCCACAGCAAAGCCAAGGUACAGGAGCUGGUAGAGGACAUAAAGCAUGCCCUGGACCAGCGGCUGCAGGAGCUGGACUGGAUGGAUGUGGAGACCAAGGAGGCUGCAAGAGCCAAGCUCCAGUACAUGAUGGUCAUGACAGGGUAUCCAGACUUCCUGCUGAAGCCAGAACUAAUUGACCAGGAAUAUGCAUUUGAUGUGAAUGAGAAAACGUAUUUCAAAAACAUCCUCAACAGCAUCAAGUUCAACAUCAAGCUUUCAGUGAAGAAGAUCCACAAGGAGGUGGACAAGACAGCGUGGCUGCUACCCCCUCAGGCUCUAAAUGCCUAUUAUCUACCCAAUAAGAACCAAAUGGUUUUCCCAGCUGGGAUUCUGCAGCCUACAUUGUAUGACCCUGAGUUUCCACAGUCUCUGAACUAUGGUGGCAUAGGAGCCAUUAUUGGACACGAGCUGACGCAUGGAUACGACGACUGGGGGGGACAGUAUGAUCGUCAUGGCAACUUGAAGCAGUGGUGGACAGAGGAGUCGUACAGAAAGUUUCAGAAAAAAGCUGAGUGCAUCAUCAAACUUUACGACAACUUCACUGUCUACAACCAGAGGGUGAAUGGGCGUCUGACUCUGGGGGAGAACAUUGCAGACAUGGGCGGCCUGAAGCUGUCCUAUUAUGCGUAUCAGAAAUGGGUCAGAGACCACGGUCCAGAGCGGCCUCUCCCUGGACUCAAAUACACACAUGAGCAGCUGCUCUUCAUCGCCUUUGCACAGAACUGGUGUAUGAAGAGGCGGUCCCAGUCCAUCUAUCUGCAGCUUCUGACAGACAAGCACGCUCCUGAGCACUACAGGGUUAUCGGCAGCGUGUCGCAGUUUGAUGAGUUUGGUCGUGUGUUUCACUGCCCGAGAGGUUCUCCCAUGCACCCUGUCAACAAGUGUUCAGUGUGGUGACCUCUGACCCCUGAAGCUCAGCCCAGGACCCACACCGUCCCAUUCCCUUCUUCAUGAGAACAUUCCAUUUCUUUCUGUAAUAUGCCUUAACUGGGAAUUGUUUCUUGCUUAAUCUGUUUGAUAUUGUGUUUAACCAGAACUGUGAAGGCAGAACUCCUUCUAUGUUGUUACAAACAACACAGACCAGAGCGGCAAAGAAACAGGACAGGACCUCUCCUAUAACAGAGCAGUCACACCCUCAGUCACUCUGCGACAAACCCAUAAUCUGCUCUGACUUUCAGCAUUAC
This is a messenger RNA of Megalops cyprinoides (Indo-Pacific tarpon), 2695 nucleotides long. RefSeq names its product endothelin-converting enzyme-like 1 (gene ecel1). Gene Ontology annotation, cellular component: plasma membrane. Gene Ontology annotation, molecular function: metalloendopeptidase activity. Gene Ontology annotation, biological process: protein processing. Lineage: Eukaryota; Metazoa; Chordata; Actinopteri; Elopiformes; Megalopidae. Bases 42 to 2408 code for a protein of 788 amino acids. The transcript has 17 exons. The record is from RefSeq and is a predicted model, not a curated record.